Cyprinodon tularosa is the source of this 12956-nucleotide messenger RNA. RefSeq names its product Down syndrome cell adhesion molecule-like protein 1 homolog. Gene Ontology annotation, cellular component: plasma membrane. The record is from RefSeq and is a predicted model, not a curated record. Gene Ontology annotation, molecular function: protein binding. The transcript is spliced from 35 exons. Gene Ontology annotation, biological process: axon guidance; cell adhesion. NCBI's taxonomy places the organism in Eukaryota, Metazoa, Chordata, Actinopteri, Cyprinodontiformes, Cyprinodontidae. Bases 202 to 6492 code for a protein of 2096 amino acids.
GGCAGAGGCGGUUCUUCUCUCGGCUUAUCGCUUUUUCGGCGCCGGAGAGUGUUGGGACCAGGGCUGGAGAAGACCGCGGGGGAUAAUCAGCGACAAGAUCCAGUCCUGUGCACGGAGCCUCGUCAGGUCGAACGUGGCGCCGUGCGCUUUUCUAGGGGGGGCUGCACAACAUUCCUGUGAAAUAUAACUGCUAUUAAUGGCAUGUGGCUUGUAACUUUACUCCUGCUGUAUUCUUUGCAAGAAGCCAACAGUGAGGAUGUUGUCUCCACUCGACUGUACUUUGUGAACGCCUCCCUGCAGCGAGUGACCUUCUCCAGCUCAGUGGGGGUGUCCCUGCCCUGCCCUGCGGGCGGCGCCCCCCAUGCCGUCCUGCGUUGGUACCUGGCUGCUGGAGACGACAUUUACGACGUGCCCCAUAUACGCCACGUUCAUGCCAACGGCACUCUCCAGCUCUACCCUUUCUCCCCUUCUGCCUAUAACAGCAUCAUCCACGACAACGAGUACUUCUGCACCGCUGAGAAUCAAGCAGGCAAGAUCCGAAGCCCCAGCAUCCACAUAAAAGCAGUUUUCAGGGAGCCCUAUACAGUCCGUGUGGCUGACCAGCACUCCAUGCGGGGUAAUGUUGCCGUAUUCAAGUGCCUCAUCCCUUCAGCUGUUCAGGAGUAUGUCAGCGUGGUGUCCUGGGAGAAAGACACCGUUUCCAUCGUCCCUGGUAAUCGCUUCUUCCUGACCUCAUUUGGUGCUUUGUAUAUCUCAGAAGUGCAGAAGGAAGAUGCUUUGUCCACCUACCGCUGCAUCACAAAGCACAAGUACAGUGGAGAAACCCGCCAGAGCAACGGAGCAAGGCUCUCUGUAAAGGAUCCAAAGGAGUCAGCCCCAUCUGUGCUGGAUAGUUUUCAAUCUGGUGAGAUGCAGGUGGGGCACAGUGUAGAGCUGCCCUGCAUUGCUUCUGGAUUUCCAAAUCCCACCAUCCGAUGGUUGAAAGAUGGUCGGCCAUUACCAGCUGACUCCCGCUGGACACGGCGAAUCACAGGCCUAAUAAUCUCCGACUUGAGACUUGAGGACAGCGGAAACUAUAUCUGUGAAGUCACAAAUAGCUUUGGCUCCAAAGAGGUGACUGGUCACCUCAAUGUUAUAGAACCACUGCGGGUCACCCUGUCUCCAAAGAACCUGAAGACGGGGAUCAGCAGUACAGUAAUCCUCUCCUGUGCUGUCCAGGGUUCCCCCCACUUUACUGUGUCCUGGUACCGUAACACAGAACCUGUGAUGCCUGAUCAGCACUUUUCCAUCCAAGGAGCACACAAUGAGACACUUUUCAUCUCUGCUGCACAAAAAAGACACUCUGGGGCUUACCAGUGCUUUGCCUCGCGAAAGGGUCAGACUGCACAAGACUUCUCCAUCAUACUGCUAGAAGAUGGUACACCUCGCAUCGUUGCCUCCUUCAGCGAACGUGUGGUUGUCCCCGGCGAGCCAUUUUCUCUGAUGUGUGCAGCCAAAGGAGCCCCUCCACCUACAAUCACAUGGACCUUGGAUGAUGAGCCUGUAGCCCGUGAUCUGUCACGUGUUAGAUCCAGCCAGUAUACCCUCUCUGAUGGAAGCACCGUAAGCUUCGUCAAUGUCAGCAGCCCACAGAUCCGUGAUGGAGGAGUGUAUCGGUGCGCCGCACGAAACUCGGCUGGUGGUGCUGAGUACCAAGCGCGCAUAAACGUAAGAGGUCCUCCAAGGAUAAGGCCUAUGAAGAAUAUUACAGCGGUGGCAGGAAGAAACACUUUCAUAAACUGUAGAGUAAUUGGGUAUCCUUAUUACUCGAUCAACUGGUACAAAGAGGGAAUUCUGCUUCCUGACAACCAUCGUCAGGUGGUGUUUGAGAAUGGGACACUUAAGCUCAGCGAUGUUCAGAAAGGCAUGGAUGAGGGUGCCUAUGUGUGCAGCGUGCUGAUCCAACCACAGCUAUUCAUCACACAAACUGUUUAUGUCACUGUCAAAGUUCCCCCGCUGAUCCAACCAUUUGACUUUCCCCCGACCUCCAUUGGUAAAUUGAUGUACAUCGCCUGUGUGGUGGCAUCAGGAGACAUGCCAAUCCGCAUCACAUGGCGUAAGGAUGGCCAGGAGAUCGUACCCUCAUCAGGGAUCACCAUUGAUACAAAAGAGUUCAUGAGUUCCCUGCAGAUUUCCAAAGUGUCUCUAAAACACAAUGGCAACUACACAUGCAUUGCCAGCAACGAUGCUGCAAGUGUCAGCACAGAAAGGCAGCUCACAGUUACAGUCCCGCCACGAUUCGUUGUACAGCCCAACAACCAGGAUGGGAUCUAUGGAAAGUCAGCAAUCUUAAACUGUUCUGUCGAUGGAUAUCCUCCUCCUAAAGUGAUGUGGAAGCAUGCCAGAGGAGCACUAGCUGGGAUUGGAAACCCACAACAGUACCACCCGGUCCCUCUGACAGGUCGUAUUCAGAUCAUGACUAAUGGCUCUCUGCUAAUCAGACAUGUCCUGGAGGAAGAUCGAGGUUUCUACCUGUGUCAGGCCUCCAAUGGUGUGGGUUCAGACAUCAGCAAGAGCAUGGUCCUAACUGUUAAAAUCCCAGCAAUGAUCACCAGUCAUCCCAAUACCACCAUGGCAAAGAAGGGCCAUGUGAAGGAGCUGAACUGCACAGCCAGAGGAGAAUGGCCCAUCAUCAUCCGCUGGGAAAGAGGUGACACAGUGAUUGACCCAGAUCGCAACCCUCGGUACUCCAUAACCACAAGCCCCAAUGAAAAGACAGAUGAGGUGUUGUCUACACUCAAGCUAAAGCCGGCCGAGCGUGAGGAUUCAGUUUUCUUCUCUUGUCAUGCCAUCAACUCUUAUGGAGAAGGACGAGGCCUUAUUCAGCUCACUGUGCAAGAGCCUCCAGACCCUCCAGAGCUGGAGGUGCGAGAAGUGAAAGAUCGUAGCAUGAAUCUUAGAUGGACACAAAGAUUUGAUGGAAACAGUGUCAUUACCUCUUAUGACAUUGAAUACAAAAACAAGACAGAUACUUGGGAACUGAAACAUGCCACUCGAAAUAUCUCUCCAACAAACAAUCAGGCCAACAUCGUGGACCUUCACCCUGCCUCUGUCUACAGCAUCCGUAUGUUUUCCUACAAUGCAAUAGGCAAAAGUGAGGCCAGUAAAGAGCUCACCAUCAGCACCGAAGAAGCACAGCCUGACGGUCCUCCAAUGGAUGUAAUCCUUCAGCCAGUGACCUCUCAAAGUAUCCGAGUCACUUGGAAGGCUCCAAGGAAGGAGCUACAGAAUGGGGUAAUACGGGGUUACCAAAUCGGUUACAGAGAGAAUGGCCCUGGCAGCAAUGGCCAGUACAGUAUUGUUGAGAUGAAAGCCACUGGGGACAGUGAGGUCUACACCUUAGACAACCUGAAGAAGUUUGCUCAGUAUGGUGUGGUCGUCCAGGCCUUCAACAGAGCAGGCACAGGGCCUUCAAGUUCAGAAAUCAAUGCAACAACACUGGAGGAUGUGCCCAGUCAGCCUCCUCAGAAUGUACGAGCCAUCUCUGUUACAUCAGACCAGGCAGUGAUCAACUGGGCAGAGCCUCCUAGAAUGACUCUCCAUGGUGUAUUAAAAGGAUAUCGUGUUGUGUUCUGGGCUGUUUUCCCAGAUGGAGAGUGGAGUGAAAUGCAAAACAUAACAACCACAAAAGAACAAGUGGAGCUUAAAGGCCUUGAAAAGUUUACCAACUACAGCAUCCAGGUGCUGGCCUUCACCCAGGCAGGGGAUGGUGUUCGGAGCAACGUCCUGUACAUCCAAACCCGUGAAGACUAUCCUGGACCCCCAGCUGGAAUUAAAGCAGUGCCCUCCUCUGCCAGCAGUGUGGUAGUGUCGUGGUUACCCCCUCACAAGCCAAAUGGAAUUAUCCGCAAGUACACAAUCUACUGCUCCAGCCCCGGCUCUGGCCAACCGCUUCCAAGUGAGUAUGAAGCUAAUCCAGAACUCCUACUUUAUCGAAUCACCCACCUGAACCACCGACAGCAGUACCUGAUCUGGGCUGCUGCUGUCACCACUGCGGGCCGUGGAAACUUUAGUGACAAAGUUACCGUGGAGCCAGCUGCCAAGGCUCCUGCCAAAAUCCUAUCAUUUGGCGGUACAGUAACCACUCCAUGGAUGAAGGAGGUGCGUCUGCCUUGUAGUUCUGUGGGUGAACCAACACCUUCAAUAAAAUGGACGAAAGACAGUGAGGAUACAGCGAUCCCAGUGUCUGUCGAUGGACAGCGCUUAAUUCUGGCCAAUGGAACACUAGUGCUGCGAUCUGUGAAAGCUGAAGACUCUGGUUAUUACACAUGCACAGCCACCAACACGUUGGGCUUCGACACCAUAAUAGUCAAUCUUUUAGUGCAAGUGCCUCCAGAUCAGCCUCGUUUGACAGUAUCCACCACCUCCACCUCUUCUAUUACCCUUGCCUGGAUUCCAGGGGACAAUGGAGGCAGCUCCAUCAGAGGUUUUGUGCUGCAGUAUUCAGUAGAUAACACAGAAGAAUGGAAGGAUGUUUUCAUUAGUUCAACUGAGCGUUCAUUUAAACUUGAGAACUUGCGCUGUGGGACCUGGUAUAAAGUCAAGUUGGCUGCUAAGAACAGCGUUGGAGCUGGACGCAUAAGUGAGAUCAUUGAGGCGAAAACCCAUGGGCGAGAACCUCAGUUCAACAAGGACCAGCCUAUCUUCACCUACGUUAACUCCACCCACGCUCGCCUCAACCUGCAGGGUUGGGCCAGUGGAGGCUGUCCAAUCACCUCUAUGACACUGGAAUUUAGACCAAAAGGUAUGUGGACAUGGCAGAAUGUCCGUACCAACGCCACCACAGACGUGUUUUUGGCAGAACUUCGUGAAGGCACCUGGUAUGAGUUGAAGAUGAAGGCAUGUAACAGUGCUGGCUGUGGCAACCAGAGUUCUCAGUUUUCAACACCAAACUAUGAUGGCAGUACGAUUCCUCCUAUUAAAUCCCCCUUGGAAAGAAAUGACGAUGUGAAGAAAUUAUUUUCCAUUGGCUGUCCUGUGAUUCUGGUCACCCUUGGUGUUGCACUGCUGUUUGUCGCCAUUCGCAAGAAACGUAAAGAGAAGAGACUGAAGAGACUACGGGAUGCUAAAAGUCUGGCAGAGAUGCUCAUCAGUAAAAACAACCGCAGCUUUGACACACCAGUGAAAGGACCUCCUCAGGGCCCACGGCUACACAUUGACAUCCCCAGAGUGCAGCUGCUAAUUGAGGACAAAGAAGGCAUCAAGCAAAUUGGAGAUGACAAGGCUACUAUUCCUGUGACAGACACAGAGUUCAACCAAACUGGGAAUCCUCAGAGCUUCUGCACUGGUGUUUCUGUCCAUCACCCUGCCCUCAUCCAAAACACAGGUCCUUUGAUAGACAUGUCUGACAUCAGACCAGGAACCAACCCAGUGUCACGGAAGAGUGUUAAGUCAGCCCACAGCAUCAGAAACCGAUACUCCAGUCAGUGGACUCUGACCAAGUGUCAGGCUUCUACGCCAGCCCGCACUCUCACUUCAGACUGGCGCACAGUUGGUUCUCAGCAUGGCAUCACUGUCACAGAGAGUGACAGCUAUAGUGCCAGCCUCUCACAGGACACAGAUAAAGGGCGCAACAGCAUGGUGUCCACAGAGAGCGCCUCCUCCACCUAUGAGGAACUGGCAAGAGCCUACGAGCAUGCAAAGCUGGAGGAACACCUGCAACAUGCCAAAUUUGAGAUUACAGAGUGCUUUAUAUCUGACAGCUCAUCUGAUCAGAUGACCACAGGUACCAAUGACAAUGCAGACAGUAUGACGUCAAUGAGCACACCAUCAGAGCCCGGUAUCUGCCGGUUCACUGCCUCACCACCCAAGCCCCAAGACUACGAUCGUGGCAAGAAUGUAGCCGUGCCCAUUCCACACCGAGCCAAGAGUGACUACUGCAACCUUCCCCUCUACAUGAAGUCAGAUCCUUUUUUCCGAAAGCAGUCAGAACAUCAUGACCCAUGUCCAGUGGUUCCACCACGCGAGGCCUCUAUUCGGGGUUUGGCCCAACGGGCAUACCACAGCCAGGGCCGUCACGUGACUAUGGACUCUACAAAGCAGCAGGCUCUGGCCGUCGGCCAUUCCGGGCUUUCAAACCUCACUUCUUCUGGGGCAUCCUCUGGAGGAGCAACAGGAGGCGGCGGUGGAGGAAGUGGAGGGUUGUCUGCUAGCUCCAGCAGCUCCACCCUUCCCCAGCGGACUCUCACUAUGCCUAGCUCCUCUGCCUCUGCGGCUCAGAGUGCUGCUGCCGCUGCUGUAGCCACUGCUGCUGCAGCAGGAGCAUCAUCUUCCUCUGGCGGUGGUGCAGUAGGGGCCACAGGUGGAACUCCUGGAGGAGCAUCUUCGUCCUCCUCCAAAAUGGGAGGUUCUAGAGACUCUCUCCUGGAGAGCAGCUCUUCGGGAUUAGGCAGACUACAGAAGCAACGGGAUGGGGCAUCAGGAGCCUACUCCAAGUCCUAUACACUUGUGUAGUCUGCCAUUAACGAGGCCUGUCACUGUAACUCUAAACACAUUGCUGGUUAAGCCAGCGCUUGCCUGGAGCCUCCAUGGUGAAUCGGGGUGAAGAACAUACACAUGCACAGCUUACCCGUCAGUGCCUGUGCUGUGCCAGCCUGCAAGGAGCUGUAUGGGCUCCCUUUAACACAACUGUUUAAUGGGAUCAGAGUUGGGUGUCCACAGCACAGGGGCUUGCCUUUCUUUCUGCCUGAUUGUUUUCUCUUAUAUUUGUGUCAUUUCUCUCUUUUUUUACCACCCUGGAAAUCACUUGCCAAAACAAAAAUGAUUUAUCUUUUCAGUCCAUAUUUUCAUUUUCUGGCAAGGACACAGAACUUAUGCACAAAAUGCUUUUUAACUUGCACUGUCUUGCUUCCCAUAACAAGACAGUUGUAGAUUUAACCAGGUUGCUUACAGUGUGUGUUAAGGUUUAAUAUUUUCUCCUUUUUUUUUUUUAAAUAUAUAACUUUUGUGUUCUCUGAUGGAAGAUAAGUUCAUAUCUCAGCAUUGUGCCAUGGCAGGAUGCUUUUGCUGUAUGCACAAACCACCAGCCUUGGUGUUACUUUGGCUCUGUAAGGUUAAUCCAUCAUAGAUCCAUACAUUAGAGGUGGUGGAACAACUCUUGUUCUCUUGUACAUGCAAUGGAUGACUCAGCAUUGUGGUCAUAUUUGAAGUUUUUUAUAGAGAGACCUAUAAAAGAGACGGUAAAAAUUUUAAGCAUCGUUGAGCGAAUUCUAGAUACUUUUCCCCCUAAAACGUUUAAUAUAAUACUAUGUGCACUACGAAAAAGUUAGAAUGGAUCCAAGUAACUGAAACGUCACAAGCUUGUGGAGAUAUGUAUGUGUGUGUGUGGGUGUGUGGCUGUGGGUGUGGAAAUAUAUGUGUAAAUAUAUAAGUGUACAUGUGGCAGGAACACACCAACAAUGGACCUUUUUAAAAUCAAUCUUUAUGCUGAAUUCUUGGGCAGAAGUCUGUGUGGAAACAGACCCCCCCCCCCCCCCCCCCUUUUUUUUUUUUGUACCUAUGAAAGUAAAAGUCUGGUAGUGACAAUGUUGACACUUCCACCCUAUUCAAACUUGAGUUGCUCUAUUUUUUAUUAUUAUUAUUAGAUUUGUUUUUUGUUUUUGUUUUUAUUCAUUGUUUUCAACAUGGUAUGGGUGAUCUAUAGAAAUGCUAUGAAAAGGAAGAGAAGGGCCAUAAGCUUUCAUUGGAGGACAAGAAAUACUGUGCCUUGCAAAAGUAUUUACAACUCUUGAAUUAUUUCACAUUUUAUCAGAUAACAGUAGCAAACUUUAAUGUAUCUCUUCACAAUGUUAUGUGACGGACCACAGAAAGUAGCACAAAAUUGCAAAGUGAAAGAAAAUUUCAAGUGCUUCACAGUUUAUGUAUAAAAACCUCAAACGUUCACCCCACUUCAUACUGAUACACUUAAAUAAAAUCCAGUGAACCCAAUUGCUUUUGAUAGUGACCUAAUAUGACAAUAACCCAUUUGUGUAUCAUUUGAUAUAGGUAACAUGAUUUUUUUUUUUUUGAACAGAUGUGUUAGAUAACAAAAGUAAACUUAUGGACUGAAGACCAUAGUAGACAGACCAGCAAUAAAAAUCUUUAUUCUCACAUGGAAAAAAGGUGUAUGACACAUCUGUAGAACUACCAAGAUUAAAGGUAUGAAAGAGGAUUUUACUCAGUAAUUAAGUGUCCAGAUUAAUCUAAAAUGACUUAAUUGAUGGAUGGCAUUCUUGCACUUAUGAUUCUCCCCUAAAACAUUAGCCAAUAUACUUUGCCUACUGUUAAAAGUGAAUUGGCUACUUUUUGGUCAAUCAAACAUUUUGCAUACGUGCCGCCAUGACGUUUUUAACGUAGGCUCCAAGCAUAACUCAAAAGCUGUUAGGCUAGCAGUCCGCCAUUACGACGAAGAACAUAGAAGUACCCCUAUGCUUGUUUGCUGGUGCGACUUUUUUUUUUUUUUUUUUAAAGUAAAAAAUAGAGGUGGUAGAAGUAAACCGUUAUAAAAUCCCACCCCCAUUUUUGAUUAUUAUUGAUCAGUCAAACUCACUUAACCAUUCUUCUUUCCUAGACCAAAAAAAUAUAUAAUAAUAAUAAUAAAUGUGUUAUAGAUAGCAAUUUAACAAAUUGCUAUCUAUAACAAACAAGUUCAACCAAAUAUCAGAACUAGUUAAAUAAUCAUUGGUAAAUAAUAGGGCUGAAACAAUUAAUUGGGUUAACUGUGAUUAAUCGAUUAUUGAAAUAAUUGUCAAAUAAUUUAGUAAUUGAUUAAUUGUUUACUGGAGUUAGAGACUCUAAAACAUACCUUUAGCUGACAGAGAAACCCACUUAGAGCACUCACUAUUUCAAAAUUGUCUUUAAGAUAAAAAAAAAGGUUUUCGUUUGUUAAUAUGUACUCUUUUGUAUAAACUGGAGCAUCAAUCGCCAAAAAGAAUCCUGACAAACCUAACUUAAAAAGAAAGACUUUAUUCGAUGUAGUUGAAAAGAGGAGAGAAAGUGGGAGAGGAUGAAGUUGGCUCAGUAUGUGUUUAGGAGAAUCUUUUUCUAUGAUUGCGUGCCCUGAAGAAGCAAAAGGGUCUUAAAAUAAACGCUUUGGUCACAAUACUUCAGCUGGACAGGUAAAUUCCGUUUAAUUCCAUGUAAGCACUGUAUUUUUUUUAAACUAUGAAACAUGUACAGUCAAAAACGUGCAUCCUGGCACUCUGCUGCCUCUCUAGGUCAAAUACAAAAUAACCACUGAUGCAUGGGCACGAUUCAGAAAUACAAAACCAACCGUUGGACAUAUCUUCCACCACAGAAUCCUCUUUCCUGCCUUAAAGCAUUAAUCAGAGAAGUAGGCAAAAAGGACCAUGGCAACUUGAAAAACUGCUGGGGCAUACACCUCAGGUGUGAGUCCCACAAAUUUAGUCUUUUAUGAUUAAGGGAUAGGAAGACAGCCAAUUUUCAAAGCAAGAAAUAAUUCAUUAUGGUUAGUUUGUAGAAGUCUUUGAGGAAGAGUGUUGAUUUUGGAUGAUCUCUGCAAAAUAAUAUGUGCAAGAAAACUAAAAUUGCACAUCAACCCAAAUACAAAAUUCCCAGUAAUGAUGCGGUGAGAACAGUAACUUUAACACAAGCUGCUUGUUUAUGGGAAGUUAGAUGAAACUGAGUACAGAUCCAACCUGGCAGAAAACCUGGAACAGACUAAAAGAUAGAUGUUCUUCCCAGAGGGCAACUGUAUUAAGCAUUAUAGUAAGAGAUAGAAGGGAAUAGUUUGGAUUAAACCAUAUCAUGAAUAAAUGUUCAAGUUUUUAUGUUUGUAAUUCAUAAUGUGCAUUGCUUUGUGUUGGUCUGUCAUGGACAAUCCUCCAAAAACUACAUUAAAGUUUGAGAUAGCAACUAAUGUGAAAAAGAUAAAGGAGUAUGUAUAUGUUUUUCAAGGCAUUUUAGAGUCAUUUUCACUUACUUUACUUUCUUCUGAACAAACACAGUGCACAAUUGCAUAAUUUCUCCAUCAUCAUACUUUCCUUUUUCCUACUCCUCUUUCCUCAUAUCAUACUGUAUCACCCAACAUAUCCAUACAGUGUCACUGUGAUGUACUGCCAGCAUGCUGGCUAGACAAAAACAGACCAAUUGAAGAGGAGGUAUCUUAUAUGCACAAAUGGGUACAAAUUCCUAACAUUCAAUGACAGCUUGAAUGCACACAUUCAGCAGAUUUUUAGAGAAAUGUAUUUGUAUGAUCUUUAAUAAAUGAACAAGCACUGGAAUUAUAUACAUUUUGGACAGAAUAUGAAAAAAUUGCUCAACAAAAUGUUUCAAGUUGCUUCACCAUUUUGAAUUUUGCAUUUAAUUCUAUGACUGAAACUUUAUAUCCUGUUUUCUUGUUUUUCAUUCAUCAUUUUUAAUUCCAAAGCUUGCAUUGUCCUAACAAUUAUCCUUCCAAAAUAAAAGAGUUGCUCCAAAGUUUCACACCGAUAAAACAUAACAUCAGGGCUCUCGCAAUAGAAAAAAGUAAAAGAUAUCAUAUAUGUUUGUUUUCAAAAAGUAUGUACAUAUAUAUUUCUAUUUAAAUAUAUAGCAAAUAUAUGAAUAAAGAGAAGAGACAUAUAAAAGCCGUUCUAAUUGAAAAUAUAUAUAAAAAGAUCACAAGACAAUCGCUCCGAGUGAAUAUCACAUUAAAGACAGGAAGAAGGAAGGUUUAAGCAGGUGACACACCUGUGGAUGGAGGAUUGUGGAGAGAGAGGAAGUUGUGUGAAAGUUAGUGGUUAAACUGGGGUUUGAGAAUUGAGACUUUAAGUCCCAUGAGAUUUUGUAAAAACAAGCACAGUAAAGUGAAAAUAUAGUGUGAGAUUUGUUGCUGAUUUAUUGUGGUCUCAGACCGUGCAGAAAGUGUGUUGGAAAAGAAAACGGUUAAAAAGGAGAGCAUAUAAAGUAAUUGAGCCUCUUGUGUUUUGUUGUAUUGUACCUUACAAAUAGUUGUGACCACAGACUCAGCGCCACCACAAAACUACAGCCAAUGAACACAAACAGAUUGAGUAUUUCUGCAGUCCUGUGACAAUAUUACUGAGGAUAAAUGUAAUAAUCUUUUUUAUGUACUUUGAAAUCUGAGAUUGAUAUGUUCAUUUCUUUAUGUAGUGUUAAAAUGCAUUUUCUUUUGGGCCUUUCCAUUUUAAGUUAUGCAAACACCUGUCCUGGGAAAAAUAUGGGUUUCGGCAAGGAUUAAGCCUGUUUUCUGCAUAAGGGCUUCCUUAGUCCAUCUGUAUGGUAUUGGUUGGACUGAUGAAAUAAACUUCUAACCCACAUGCUUUCCCUUCAGUUUUUAGUCAGUUUGCUCUAAGUGUAAUACUUUUAAGAGAAUUUCAACCUAAUUUCUAAAGAGGAAAUUUAUACUUCUAUAUCUAAUCCAUUUGAUCUCUCAGAUUUCAAGAUCUUCUUUCAGAAUGUUCUUUAUCAGUAGAAUUUGACAAGUUCUCAGAGACAGAACGACAUUUUUGUUAAAUUUUUUAAUAAAUUAUAUUAUACCAGGCUAUUAAUUAAUUAUUUUAGAGUGUACUGAAAAUAAAACAUGGAACUUCAAUGAUUUGAGUGAACAUGUUUACAUUUAUUGUAAACUUUCCUUAACCCACAGACAUCAACACUCUUUAGUAUAAUUGUGGGUUUAUAUUUGAGUUUAUUUAAAAUGCCUGAUUAUCUGGCACAGUCAUCCUUUAAGCAAAUAGCAUUAAUGGGUUAAGAUCACAACAAUUCUUGAUACUUAUUAGCCAAGUUCUCUUCAAAACCAUGUUUGAACUGUCUCUGAGAAAAUUAUACUGUUGAAACACACAAAUUGACUCCUGUUUCAAAUAUCUUACCCAGAAUCUUACCACGAUGAGUUAAAGACAUGUUUAGUAAGGUUCUUUAAAAGCUACAUAAAAACUAUUAAGGAUCAGAGCUAUCAUAAACUAGAAGAUGACAAAAAGACUCUUUUUACGAUUCCUAGAUCGUCCCAGAAGUGUGAUAUGAGUCUCAUCCAGGAAACCAGCAAAUAAAAAUAAACUCUAAAACAUAUUAAAAAGAGAGAUAUAAAGUAUCUAGCCAAAAUUUCACUUAUUGUGGUUUAGUCUUAGAAAAAAUACAGGUUUCUCUGCAACUUUCUCUUGAUUAUUUAUACAGAUAUUAGUAGUACGUCAAUUUUAAUGUUUGAAUCAGAAUAAGUCAUUUAGCCUUGUGCAAAUUAAAGCUGGCCAGAUAAAAGGAAACUUGAACACCCAGUUCAAAUUGUUUUAAAUCUUUUACAUAUGUUGUAUAAUCAUUCCACCCUGCACAAAUAAUACUUUGAAUAAAUCAUUAAAUGGCCCAAAUUAAUAUGAAAUUAUACCCAUGAUUGGAAUUGUAUUAUGCACAACAAUCUUGAGUGGGUUUUUGUUUAAAAUAAGAAAACAUACGUUCAAACUGACCUAUACACAGCCUGUAUAUGUAAGUCGAACUUAAAAGGAAUUUCUUUUUACAUAUAUUAACCAAUCAGAAGCUCUCCCUCAUUCCCUCUCUGCAGCCUUGUACAUAGGAAAAGUGUUUUGUAUCAAUGGAUAUUAUUUUCAACAUCUUCAAUAGCAAUGUAAACAUGAAAUACGGGCACAAUGUAAACCAAAAUACAGGUAAUGUGAUGAAGAUUCAAUGAAAAGGUAAUGAAUUACACUAUUAACUGCUUAUCCUUACUCUUGGACUAGAUCAAAACUGUCAGAAUGAACCAUGCAAUGUUAACUAAUGAUGAUGUUUGGUUCUAUUAGGCAUUUUGUUGCAUUGUUUUAACCUUUAUUUUUGUAUCUAUUCCUGUUUUUACUUUGUCACAGGUCUUUCUUUGUUAUACAGCUUUUUGGGGGAGGGGCAGCAGCAUUGCAUGUUCGGAAAAAAAUUCUGGUUCUCAAAGAAAAAAGGGGGGGAAGGUAAAUUGAACAGUUUAAAAUGAGUUUUAAUAAUAAAAAAAA